Messenger RNA from Lonchura striata (white-rumped munia), 1967 nucleotides. Its product is annotated as deoxyribodipyrimidine photo-lyase. The record is from RefSeq and is a predicted model, not a curated record. Gene Ontology annotation, biological process: photoreactive repair. Gene Ontology annotation, molecular function: deoxyribodipyrimidine photo-lyase activity. NCBI's taxonomy places the organism in Eukaryota, Metazoa, Chordata, Aves, Passeriformes, Estrildidae.
CCCACGGCUUGUGUAACACUCGGCUCUGCGUGGCUGCCGCAACCACGCUGCUGCGGGCGGUGCUGGGGAUGCGGCGGGGACGAGGGAAGCGAAAGGCCGAGGUGACGGAGGUGCCGUGCGUGGCUCGGAGGAGGACGGAGGGGCAGGAAGCCAUACAGGAGGCCCGUCGGAGGGCGGCCCCGUCCGUUCGAGAGUUCAAGUACAACAAAAAGCGGGUGCGCCUUGUCUCGCAGGGCUCGGACCUGAAGGAUGAUGCUCGGUGCAUCCUUUACUGGAUGUGCCGGGAUCAGCGAGUGCAAGAUAACUGGGCUUUCCUCUACGCCCAGCGACUGGCCCUCAAACAGGAGCUGCCCCUGCACGUCUGCUUCUGCUUGGUGCCCAAAUUUCUGGAGGCCACCAUCCGCCAUUACAGGUUCAUGCUGAGGGGCCUGCAGGAGGUAGCAGAGGAGUGUGCAGAGCUGAACAUCCCCUUCCACUUGCUGCUGGGCUAUGCCAAAGAUGUGCUGCCUACGUUUGUGGUGGAGCAUGGUGUGGGUGGGCUGGUGACAGACUUCAGUCCCCUCCGCCUCCCCCGGCAGUGGGUAGAGGAUGUCAAGGAACGCUUGCCAGAGGAUGUGCCAUUUGCACAGGUUGAUGCCCACAACAUCGUGCCCUGCUGGGUUGCCUCCCCCAAGCAGGAGUACAGCGCCAGGACCAUCCGGGGCAAGAUCCAUGCUCAGCUACCAGAGUUCCUCACCGAAUUUCCCCCUGUUGUUCCUCACCCACAUCUGCCCUCCUGCCCAGCAGAGCCCAUUGCUUGGGAGGCAUGUUAUUCCAGCUUGCAGGUAGACCACACCGUGAAGGAGGUGGAGUGGGCAACCCCUGGCACAGCUGCAGGGAUGGCUGUGCUGAAGUCCUUCAUUGCAGAGCGGCUGAAAUCCUUCAGCACCCACAGGAAUGAUCCCAACAAGGCGGCUCUCAGCAACCUGUCCCCAUGGCUUCACUUCGGCCAGGUUUCCACCCAGAGAGCCAUCCUGGAGGUGCAGAAGCACCGGCGCAAUUACAAGGACUCAGUGGAUGCAUUUGUGGAGGAAGCUGUGGUGCGGCGAGAGCUGGCUGAAAACUUCUGCUACUAUAAUGAGAACUACGACAGCGUGCAGGGUGCCUAUGACUGGGCGCAAACCACCCUGAAGCUCCACGCCAAAGACAAGAGGCCUUAUCUGUACAGUCUGCAGGAGCUGGAGCAGGGGACCACACAUGACCCACUCUGGAAUGCUGCCCAGCUGCAGAUGGUCCAGGAGGGCAAGAUGCACGGCUUCCUGCGGAUGUACUGGGCCAAGAAGAUCCUGGAGUGGACACGCUCCCCUGAGGAGGCCCUGCAGUUUGCCAUCUACCUCAACGACCGCUACGAGCUGGAUGGGCGGGACCCCAAUGGAUACGUAGGCUGCCUGUGGUCCAUCUGUGGCAUUCAUGACCAGGGCUGGGCGGAGCGGCCCAUCUUCGGGAAGAUUCGCUACAUGAACUACGCCGGCUGCAAGCGCAAGUUCGACGUGGACCAGUUCGAGCGUCGCUAUGCCCCCACACACUCCCAGUGACCCUCUGUGCUGGGCAGAUGUGCCUUUGCCAAGCUUGCAGGGAUCACCCUGGGCUAUUGAAGGGCUCUCUGUAGCAGCAGCAGGGUUUUGCGGGUCUUUGCCAUCACCCAGUUCUUGAGUUGCCACACUGGGGCAGCUGCUGGAGCCCUUCUGCUGCUACAAAUUUGCUGGCAGCUGUGAGAGCCCAUCCUCAGCAUGCCUGUGCCUGCCAGAAACCAUUCUACAACCCAGGCCUUGGGAGUAGCCCAGGUCACCAUUGCUGCUGGUAACCACAGCUGAGAUUUGGGCUGAGCAGGGUGUUUCUAGGGAAAAGCCCCCAGAAGAGGCUCUUUGUGGAGCCAGUGCUGGGCUGUCAUUUUUCUACAGUUGUUUUAAAGUUAACAGUUUCUAUUA